Messenger RNA from Platichthys flesus (European flounder), 1302 nucleotides. Its product is annotated as protocadherin gamma-A7-like. The record is from RefSeq and is a predicted model, not a curated record. Gene Ontology annotation, cellular component: plasma membrane. NCBI's taxonomy places the organism in Eukaryota, Metazoa, Chordata, Actinopteri, Pleuronectiformes, Pleuronectidae. Gene Ontology annotation, molecular function: calcium ion binding. The transcript has 3 exons. Gene Ontology annotation, biological process: homophilic cell-cell adhesion. Bases 172 to 1302 code for a protein of 376 amino acids.
CUCGAGAGCUGUAAAAUAUUUCCAAUCAGAGAGGUCGAGCAUCGAGCCUUUUUUUUCCUGUAUGUGGAUUUUACAAAUACAAGAUUCAUGCUUGACCCAGGGUUGUAUUUCAGUUACUGGGAUAUAUAACUGGACUGUAAAGCCUCGCUGAGAAAAUACCCGGAUAGAACAAUGAAAGGACCGGCGCUGUUGUUUCUCUCUCUUCUGUCCCUCGGCUGCGUAACCGGGCAGGUCAGUUACACGAUACCGGAGGAAAUGGCCAAAGGAUCUUUAGUAGGUAAUAUAGCGCAUGAUUUAGGUUUACAAACCAAACGUCUGGCAUCUGGUAAAGCUCGAAUUUAUACCCGAGGAAGUGACGAGUACAUCGAGCUGAACAGAGAAAGAGGAGUCCUCCUUGUCAAAGAGAGAAUCGACAGAGAGGCGCUCUGCAAACAGACGACGCCGUGCGCUUUGCAUUUUCAGAUCAUUUUAGAGAAUCCUAUGGAAUUUUACAGUGUGACAAUACUGAUCCAGGACCAGAACGACAACCCCCCUCAGGUUCUGUACCCAGUCCAGACUGGUGCCUCUCUGGUGGCUGAAAUGGUGCCUCGUUCAGCAGAUGUGGGCUAUCUGGUCACUAAAGUGGUGGCUGUUGAUGUGGACUCUGGACAGAAUGCCUGGCUCUCCUAUAAACUGCAGAAAGCCACAGACAGGGCGCUGUUUGAAGUGGGCUCACAGAAUGGAGAAAUAAGAACUAUCCGCCAAGUCACUGAUAAAGACGCAGUGAAACAAAGACUGAGUGUUAUAGUGGAGGACAACGGACAGCCCUCUCGUUCAGCUACAGUCGUUGUUAACGUGGCGGUGGCGGACAGCUUUCCGGAAGUGCUGUCGGAGUUCACUGACUUUACGCACGACAAGGAGUACAACGACAACCUGACUUUUUACUUAGUGCUGGCUCUGGCUGUAGUGUCUUUCCUCUUCAUCACGUGUGUAGUGGUUAUUAUCUCAGUGAAAAUCUACAGGUGGAGACAGUCUCGCGUCCUGUAUCACUCCAACCUCCCUGUGAUUCCAUAUUAUCCACCACGUUACUCAGACACUUUGGGGACAGGGACUCUCCAGCACGUGUACAAUUACGAGGUGUGCAGGACGACUGACUCCAGAAAGAGUGACUGUAAGCUCGGCGGAGCUGGUAGUCAGAAUGUGCUGAUAAUGGACCCAAGUUCUACAGGGACGAUGCAGCGGAUUCAGAGUGAAAAGAGCAUCCUGGACGAACCAGACUCUCCUCUGGAGUUGCAGACCUACUCCUUUAGCUCAGCUUGCUGA